AUGGACAAAAAUUUACGUAUCGUCAUUGUGGGGGCGGGAAUGGGUGGCUUAGCCACGGCUCUCGCCCUGGCGAAGAAAGGAUUUACCCAAAUCGAGGUCUAUGAGACAGCAUCAAAUCUCGGCUUUGUGGGAGCAGGAAUUCAACUUGCUCCAAACAUGGCCAGAAUAUUGGAUAGAUUAGGUGUCUGGGCCGACAUCGAUAGGGAGGCUGUUGUAGUUUCAGAAACAAGCAUUAGACAGGGCGAUGAGGAUAAAGAACUGGCCCGUGUCGAUUUGGGGUACGUCAAGAAGCAAUAUGGAUACCCGCACAUGGUAGGCCAUCGGGCCUCGCUCGCCGGUUCCCUAUAUGAAGGGUGUAAAAAUGAGCCAAACAUCAAAUUCUAUUUCUCAACCUCGGUAGAAGACGUAGAGUCGUUCCUCCCCAAGCCGUCUAUCAUCAUGAAACCCCGCAACGGGGAGCCCUACACCGUGAAAGCGGAUAUCCUUCUCGGUGCCGACGGAAUAAAGAGCAACACCCGUACCGCAAUGCUGAAAGAGAUCAAUGCACCAGAUGCAAAGGUCCUCGACACAGACCAAGCAGCAUACCGUAUCAUGCUCCGACGUGAAGAAAUGGCUCACGAUCCGGAACUCCUGCAACUGAUCGAUAGGGAUGUCGUUACGAGGUGGAUUGGCGAGAAGCGUCAUAUCAUCGCGUACCCCGUUUCCAACAAGACCAUCUAUAACAUCUCUACCGCGCAGCCAGACAAGAAUUUUGCGGCUGGUCCAUCGGCAACGUAUACCACAAAAGGAUCCAAGUCUGCGAUGUUGGGGACGUUUGGUGAUUUCUGCCCGAUGAUCAAGAGAAUGUUAGAUCUUGUGCCGGAUGGUGAUGUUUGUGAGUGGAAAUUGCGGGUUCAUAGCCCCCUUCCUACGUGGGUCCAUGGCUCUUUUGCCCUCGUUGGUGAUGCAUGCCAUCCCACGCUUCCACAUCUUGCGCAAGGAGCUGCGCAGGCUAUUGAAGAUGCUGCCGUGCUAGGCGUUGUGCUCGAUAAAUGCCCGGACUCGGGUCCCGAAAGCAUCAAUAAAUCUCUCCGUGUCUACCAAGAGCUGAGGAAAGACCGUGCAGAGACACUGGUGGAGCUUGCGGCGGCAAAUGGAAGGGACUUGCAUCUCGGAGCCGGGUCUGCAAAGGAGGAGCGCGACAAGAAGUUUGCAGCGCUCAAGGACAAGCAAGGUGCGGUGCCAGAUAAGUGGGCGGAUGCGGAUGUGCAGAAGAUGAUUUAUGGGCAUGAUUGUAUGAAGGAAGCAGAGGAGCAGUACCAGGGGCUUUUUGCGAAGCUAUGA
Venustampulla echinocandica is the source of this 1323-nucleotide messenger RNA. RefSeq lists its product as uncharacterized. Gene Ontology annotation, molecular function: FAD binding; monooxygenase activity. Gene Ontology annotation, biological process: secondary metabolite biosynthetic process. Bases 1 to 1323 code for a protein of 440 amino acids. The transcript is spliced from 3 exons. NCBI's taxonomy places the organism in Eukaryota, Fungi, Ascomycota, Leotiomycetes, Helotiales, Pleuroascaceae. The record is from RefSeq and is a predicted model, not a curated record.